This is a messenger RNA of Myotis davidii, 2857 nucleotides long. RefSeq names its product G protein-coupled receptor kinase 6 (gene GRK6). The record is from RefSeq and is a predicted model, not a curated record. Gene Ontology annotation, biological process: signal transduction; regulation of signal transduction; protein phosphorylation. Gene Ontology annotation, cellular component: cytoplasm; plasma membrane. Gene Ontology annotation, molecular function: G protein-coupled receptor kinase activity; ATP binding. NCBI's taxonomy places the organism in Eukaryota, Metazoa, Chordata, Mammalia, Chiroptera, Vespertilionidae. The transcript is spliced from 15 exons. The coding region runs from base 169 to 1854 and encodes 561 amino acids.
GGAGUUGUAGACGGAAGGCCUCCAUAAGCCUCCUUUAGUGAGCUGUGCCUGGCUGGGCCCUGACGGCCUCCGGACCCGCUGAGAGGAGGGGAGCCAUGGCGGUUGUCAGACUCAGCGCCUGUUCGCUCCCACAGGUGGCGGCGGGAAUCGCAAAGGCAAAAGCAAGAAAUGGCGACAGAUGCUGCAGUUCCCCCACAUCAGCCAGUGCGAAGAGCUGCGGCUCAGCCUCGCUCCAGGUCCAGAACCCAGCAGCUCCCACCUCUGCCUGCAGAGCGUGACUACCACAGCCUAUGCGAGCGGCAGCCCAUUGGGCGCCUGCUGUUCCGAGAAUUCUGCACCACGAGGCCUGAGCUGACCCGCUGCAUUGCCUUCCUGGAUGAGGUGGCUGAGUAUGAAGUGACUCCUGAUGAGAAGAGGAAGGCAUGUGGGCAGAGGCUAAUGCAGAAUUUUCUGAGCCACACGGGUCCUGACCUCAUUCCUGAGGUCCCCCAGCAACUGGUGACUAACUGUGCCCAGCAGCUGGAGAAGGGGCCCUGCAAAGACCUCUUCCAGGAGCUAACCCGGCUGACCCAUGAGUACCUGAGUGUGGCCCCUUUUGCCGACUACCUCGACAGCAUCUACUUCAACCGUUUCCUGCAGUGGAAGUGGCUGGAAAGGCUGCCAGUGACCAAAAACACCUUCAGGCAAUACCGAGUACUGGGCAAAGGUGGCUUUGGGGAGGUGUGCGCCUGCCAGGUACGGGCAACAGGCAAGAUGUAUGCCUGCAAGAAGCUGGAGAAGAAGCGCAUCAAGAAGCGGAAAGGGGAGGCCAUGGCACUCAAUGAGAAGCAGAUCCUGGAGAAAGUGAACAGUAGGUUUGUAGUGAGCUUGGCCUAUGCCUAUGAGACCAAGGACGCGCUGUGCCUGGUGCUGACACUGAUGAACGGAGGUGACCUCAAAUUCCACAUCUACCACAUGGGCCAGGCUGGCUUCCCAGAGGCACGGGCCGUCUUCUACGCUGCCGAGAUCUGCUGUGGCCUGGAGGACCUGCAUCGGGAGCGCAUUGUGUACAGGGACCUGAAGCCAGAGAACAUCCUACUGGAUGACCAUGGUCACAUCCGAAUCUCUGACCUGGGGCUGGCUGUGCAUGUGCCUGAGGGCCAGACCAUCAAAGGCCGUGUGGGCACCGUGGGCUACAUGGCUCCAGAGGUGGUGAAGAAUGAACGGUACACGUUCAGCCCAGACUGGUGGGCGCUAGGCUGCCUUCUGUACGAGAUGAUUGCAGGCCAAUCGCCCUUCCAGCAGAGGAAAAAGAAGAUUAAGCGGGAGGAGGUGGAGCGGCUGGUGAAGGAGGUGGCUGAAGAGUACUCCGACCAAUUUUCCCUGCAGGCCCGCUCACUCUGCUCCCAGCUCCUUUGCAAGGACCCUGCCGAGCGUCUGGGGUGUCGUGGAGGUGGUGCCUGUGAGGUGAAGGAGCACCCCAUCUUCAAGAAACUGAACUUCAAGCGUCUGGGAGCAGGCAUACUGGAGCCGCCCUUCAAGCCUGAUCCCCAGGCCAUUUAUUGCAAGGAUGUCCUGGACAUCGAACAGUUCUCCACGGUUAAGGGUGUGGAACUGGAGCCCACGGACCAGGACUUCUACCAAAAGUUUGCCACAGGCAGUGUGCCUAUCCCCUGGCAGAAUGAGAUGGUGGAGACCGAGUGCUUCCAGGAGCUGAAUGUCUUCGGGCUGGAUGGCUCAGUUCCCCCAGACCUGGACUGGAAGGGCCAGCCCCCUGCGCCCCCCAAGAAGGGACUGCUGCAGAGACUCUUCAGUCGCCAGGACUGCUGUGGGAACUGCAGCGACAGUGAAGAAGAGCUCCCCACCCGCCUCUAGCCCCCAGUCUGAGGCCCCCACCGGCGGUUGGCGGUAGCAGCUACUUCGAGUGCUGUUUACAGUUUUGCACAGUGGUCCUCCCCAUUGUCCACUCAAGAUGUGGCCUGGGGAACACAGCCGGAGCUGUCCCCAGUGUUCUCUGCCCCUCAGCCUGCAGUCUGGCUGAGUUUGGCAAGGCCUAGGCUGUCCUUGGGACAAAGGUGCGUCCCUUCAGCUCUUGUCCGUGGAGCUCGGGGCUUUCUGUAUUUAUGUAUUUGUACGAAUGUAUAUAGUGACUAGAGCAUUCUGAAGACCCACGCUGGAGCUGGCAGAGGGGCCACUGCCAAACUCAAGGCUCCUCAGGCCCCUGAGCCCCCAGCACUGUGCUCACCGCCGCCGACCUCCGAGUGAGACUCGUGCCUGCCUCUGCUGCCCUAGCUCAGGCCACCACCUCGGGCCCAAUGCUGUCUCUUCUCAGCACUUGUCAGAGCUGGACCUGGGGCAUGUGCCAAAGUAUGAACAGAGAUUGGGCUGACUCUGGGACCCAUCAGUCCACUGCCCAGGCUGUCCCAGAGGGGUGUGCCUCUGCCUUCCAGCUCCCAGGGCACCUUGUCCCUCAUGUUGUGCCCUGUCCUGAAGACACCUCUUGCAGAAAUGCCCCAUCCCAGGCAGAGAAAGGGGGUGUCCCUGGCAACCCUCAAACAUUCCAGACUUCUCUCAUAACAAUAGACACAUGUGCCCAGCAAUAAUCCACCCCUCCCUCUGCGCGUGCGUGUGUGUGUGUGUGUGUGUGUGUGUGUGUGUGUGUGUGUGUGAAGGGGGCAGGCUGAGGUUGUGUGCCUAUACGCCAGGCCCCACCCAGCCCUUCCCAGACUGGAUAGCCAUCCUGGUCCCAGUGUUGGAGUCGCAUGGGAUUACAGGACCCUGGUUUUUCCAUAUUUAAAGCCAAUUUUUAUUACUCAUUUUUUGUCCAAUGUAAGCUGCCAUGUGUCUCUAUGUGAAUACAGUCUGAGCACAAAGCUGG